Messenger RNA from Folsomia candida, 2387 nucleotides. Its product is annotated as UBX domain-containing protein 6. The transcript is spliced from 7 exons. Lineage: Eukaryota; Metazoa; Arthropoda; Collembola; Entomobryomorpha; Isotomidae. Gene Ontology annotation, cellular component: cytoplasm. Gene Ontology annotation, molecular function: protein binding. The coding region runs from base 597 to 2045 and encodes 482 amino acids. The record is from RefSeq and is a predicted model, not a curated record.
AACAUUCGUCAUUCUGCAUCAUUCAUUCAGGUGGAUCUUGAUUUUUGUUGCAAAUUAUUAAUUUUGUACAUAUAAUAUAUUUUCGUAAAAAUAAGUAAUAAAUGCUCUUUUCCACCUCAAUUUACUCCCUUCUCCAAAAUCAGACUCUGACUACGUGGGAAUUUCUUGAGGCACUGGACCGGUUUGUCGUGCAACCUCUGAUUUUGGCAGCAUCGAACUUCAGCAAUUCCACAAUUACUACUUUCACCUCUGCGGAUCUUCUCACAAACAUUACAACUUUCACCACUUUCACCAUUUUUGACCUUGACAUCUUUGAUGAGUUCCAGUGGAAAUUGUGCAAAAUCUUGGGUUUCAUCGUAGUCACAAAUAUCGCACUUAUCUAUUUUUUCUGGAGGAGGGUGUACGGAUCUAAAAUAAUCGACAAAUUUAUGCAGCCCUCCUCGUCCACAAAACUAAUUGAAGAACUGAAAAAUUCAAUUUCUGAGCUCAAAUUACCAAAAGAACAUUCCCCUCGGAUUUAAACGUUCAAGCUUCAAUUCAAUUUUCUUCCCAAUACACCGUGAUAAUAUUUUUCUGAAAAUUUAACGCAAUUCAAUAUGGAUGCUCUAAAAAAGUUUUUGCAAAAGAAGAAGACAGAUAAAGCGUUCAAGGGGGCUGGUCCUGGACAAAAGCUUACGACAGAGGGAGCAGCGAAAGCACAACAAGGAGGAAGCACUUCAGCAAAGUCACGCCAGCAAUCGACAUCAACUUCAUCGUCAUCUGGUCAUGGACAACACCAUCAACAUCAAAAGUCUUCCGGGGGCGGGGUUCCCUCUUCGGAGGAGAAACGUGCUGCAGCAGCUGCAGCUUUGGCAAGACUGGAAAAGACCAGGAAGCCAGGGGAGGUUGAUCCAGAUAAAUUACUGGCAAGCAGGCAAAUGGCGUUUAUUAAAGAACAAGCAAGACGAGAACUUGACGCGGAGAAAGAGAAAGCAAUGGAGACAACGAAAGAUGACCAUUCCGCUUCUGGAGGGGGAAAUGACCAAGAAGAGACAGUUAGACCCACCCGGACCAGAGCGACAAAUCCGGAAUCUAUGGCAGUCAGUGGGGUGUACUUUUGUUGUCCGCUAAUUGGACCUGAGAUUCUUACCAAGAGUGAGAUUGAAGAUAAUAUUAAAAAUUUCUUGCUUGAUCAACCAGAGGAAGAAAUCGGAGUUACUUCAUGUUUGAUGAUCCAUUCAUGCAACAAACCUUACGAGAAAAUCACCAACUGUGUUGAAACUUUAUGCAAAUAUUUAGACAACAUAAUUAGCAACCCAAAUGAACCCAAAUUUCAAAGGAUCCGUUGUUCCAAUAAAGUAUUUCAAGAAAAAGUUGGAUGUGUUUUGGGUGCUGAGCAGUUUUUGAGGUCGGCUGGAUUUCAUAAAACGGUGAUGAAAGUAGAUUCCACCUCCGACAUUGAAGAAGAGUUUUGGGUAUUCCAUCCACAAGAUGAGUCCUCCUUCACAGCACUUUUAACUGAGCUUCGUGAUAUGCUUCGACAAACGACACCAAUAAAGCCUGAACUGGAUCGUAAUCUUCAAGUGUUGAUGCCUCUGCAGGUGAAAUCAAAACGUGACCUUCCCGAUGAAUUUUAUACUCUAACUCUCGAAGAGGUUAAGAGGGAACAACAAUUAAAGUCCGAAGCGGUAGAAAACCAACAGAUUUUAAGAACCAAAGCAAUGCGUGAACGCGAUGAGCUGAGGGAACAAAGGCUGUACCGGUAUGGCAUCAUGAGAAUUCGUUUCCCUGAUGGAUUUACUCUUCAGGGGACUUUCAAAGCCCAUGAAAAACUCUCGAGUCUGUACGACUUUGUCCACGAGAAUUUAAUGCAAGACAUCAAAUUCGAGCUAGUUCGUUCAGGUGGGGAAGCUUUAACAGAUUUGGAUGCUUCUCUCGCCGACCUUAAACUACCACCCUCCUCGAUUCUGAACUUUAAAGUGGACUCUGCUCCAGCCCCACUGGCCACGGGUGAAGUUUCUUUUCUAAAACCGGAAAUUUUAGCUCUAGUCACACCCCUCGAAUAAAAAAUUAUCCUCGAUCAUCCUUUUUCGUCGAUCUCCUUUAUACGCAUUUCCUUGCUAUCUGUGUAAUCAAGAUUCCAGGGCCUAUAAGAUAAGUUAAUUAUCGCAAUUCUUUGUCAUUAUAAAAUUUAUGGAAAUUUUAUCUAAUCAUCGACUACCUCCCUGUGAACAGUUUUAUAAUAACGUUAUUUCCAAAUCAAUAUAUCCUACGAGAGAAUUUCAUACUCGCAAAAAAACACGUUUAUAUUCUUCAAAUUACUUACUUGUCGUCUUCGUCAUAAAGUUAUGUACAAUUUAUAAAUAAUCCGAUCUGAAUAAACGAUAUAAAUGAAUACUUUCACCAUA